CACCUGAUAGGUUGUCAAACUACAAAACCUGAAGAACACUAAAAGAAUAGCCUAAUUUCAAUGUAAGUUUGCAAAAGAGAAUGAAUCCUUCAAUACUUGGAAAUUUUUAUUUGCAAACUAAUUUUGGGAGUAUUCUUGGUGGAUCUCUACAGAGUUUUUCUCAAUAUAUGACAACCUGCAAUCCUUGUAAAGGCAUCGCUACAUGUAUACGUUAUGGUGAGAAAACAGUGUUUCCGUUCGCUGAUGACUUGGGUGAGCUAGUUCUGCACCGAUGCCGUUCGGACAAAGUUGAAGACAAGAAAUACAAUGGCAAAAAAGAUUUCAGAAGGUGCAAAGGUGGCUUGAAUAUCAGACAUGCCAUGCUCAGAGCGCACAUGACUGCUAAUUCCGCUGUUUUUAAUCUAAGUAAGUCGACUCCUCUUGUACUGAUGACUAUAGAGGACCCAAACUACCAACCUAUUAUGGAAGAAUUAUGCUCUACUGAAAGAUACAUCGAUGCAGAGAUAGUACAUAGAAAAAUGGUUGCAGAUAGGUUACUGAAUGGACUUUCAUCUUUUCACAAAUUUUUUCAAUUAAAAACAAAGAUUAAACCUAUCUUCUUAAAGAAUGGAAAACAACAAUUAGGAAUAGAAUACCUGAAAUAUUCUAACAAGAGAAAUAAAUUCCAAGCAGAGAAUUCAAAAUUGGUUGCGUAUCGAAUUUCCAGAACAAAAAAACUUAUUGGAAGAGAUUUCAGUCCACUUUCAUGCAAAUGGAAUAAGUACAGCACAAUGCUUGUAACAAAAUCAACAAAAGUCACUAAUAAUUCAUUGGGAAAUGCUUUGAUUUUAUGUGAUAAAGGAACUGUUUUAAAUAAGUCUUUGAAAUCAAUGUUGUUAAACAGGGUCUUGAAAAAGAAUAAUAAUUGUUAGUUAAACAUUGAUAAAGAAUGAAUCAAAUUUUUUUAAGGUUGGAAGUUGCAUGCGAUUCACUGAUAAAAAAUUAUCUGUAAUUAUUUAAUUAUUAAUUAUUAUACUUUUAAAAACUUUGAGAGACAACUUAAUCCAGCAGUGAAAUAUUGUUGAAUUCCAGACUUCCAUGCUUUUUUGAUAUCUUCACAAAUAUAAACAUCAAUUAUUAAUUAAUCACAUUAUAUGACAAAACUUUUAAAAUAUUUUUUAUUUCUCUCAAUAAAUUCUACUGGUUAAAUCCUUAAAUAGCUCCUUUUGUAAAGAAUUUCCCAGCUGCCAAAAUUUUUUGUUUCGAUUUUCAGUCUUAAACAGUUUUUUAUGUAUACUUUCGUUAAAAUACAGCGCUUUUAUUGAAAAUUUAAAACUAACGUUUAUAUUUCUAAUUCAUAAAUUGUAAUUUUAACUUUUAAUACAGAAAAAAAUAUAUUGUUUGAUGCAGUUUUAUCAUUUUUAUUCUAUUGCAUUUAUAAUUUAAUAAACUUUCAACACACAAAAAAUUAUAAAGUAUUUUUUAUUUUUAUUGAAAUUAAAAGUAGUGGCAGAAAACAUUAAUGAAACACUUUAUAUUGCGAACUCUGUUAAACAAUUUUUCAAGAAUUUAUAAACAUUUGCGUAAAUGUGUAAAAAUAAAAGUUUAAUGUCAUUUUGAUCAUUCAAAAAUGUGAUUUUGAAUUUAAUUGAAUCUUAAUUUUUAUUUAAUUUGAGUGUGAUUCAGAUUUAAUUUAGUGUAACUACAUGUAUAUCUUAAGCGUUUUUUAAUAUGAUUUAUUUUAUAUUUGCGCACCGUUAAUGUGAUAAUUGCUAUGAAGUAAACAAACUAAACACUGGAAAAUAUUAACUAUUGUGGAAUAAACUAUUAUUUAGACUUUUCAUGUGAGAGUAUUAAGUGAAAUAAAUCAUUUUGGAAUUUUGAAUUUGUUUAUAAUUCUGUGUUUAAAAUUGUACUUUAUGACGUAUUAAUUUAUUUUACGUUAUUUCUCGAUGAAUAUCAAAUGUAAUAUAUUCUUUGUUAACUUGAAAAUGCAGUGUAAAGUAGAAAAUAUGCAUUAAAGUUAAAGAAAACAUUUUGUAAUUUGAACAUCGAGAAAUAAAAUAAAAUUUAUUAUACAUUUAUGUGUUAUAUCAUUGUAAAUUGAUAAAAAGAAGAGCUUAUUUUUUUCAUUAAUUAAUUUGAGCUUAUUUUAAAUGGAUGCAGUUUUGUACGAGGGAAUAGUUGCGGUGAUAGUAUCAUAUUGUAUCAUUAUAAAAAUUUAGAUUUUCAUAUAUAUAUAUAUAUAUAUCUGCAUAGAGUUUUGAAUUUUAAUUGCAUCAGAAAAAAAACAUUUAUAUCAUCUCACAAUCUCAAAAAUGAUUUUAAAAUUUAUGUAAGAUUAGAUGAUUAUUUCUAAAGAUUGGAAGAAGAUAAACCAAUUUAUUUUGUAUAAAGUAUCUCAAAUCUCAUGUUAUGUAUGAAAAAAAUUAUUUCAAUUUAUCACCUCAUAUCAGAUGAAAGUAUCAUGUUCAUGUCUUCAUUAUCAAAAACUGAUGAUAUGUAGAAACAAUAAGUGCAAAUAGUGUUUUGUUAUCUAGGCUUCUUUUAAGAUGCAUUGUGUGCUUGACGGUAUAUUAGAAAGUAAGUAAUAAAUGAAUUUUGUAGUAGAAUUUAGUGUGA
Molecule: messenger RNA, 2601 nt
Organism: Argiope bruennichi
Lineage: Eukaryota; Metazoa; Arthropoda; Arachnida; Araneae; Araneidae
Exons: 2
Coding region: 81-911 (276 amino acids)
Source: RefSeq, a predicted model, not a curated record